Molecule: messenger RNA, 2111 nt
Organism: Ricinus communis (castor bean)
Lineage: Eukaryota; Viridiplantae; Streptophyta; Magnoliopsida; Malpighiales; Euphorbiaceae
Exons: 1
Coding region: 102-1013 (303 amino acids)
Source: RefSeq, a predicted model, not a curated record
ACAUUUUCUGAAAAAAUAAAAUCAAAGGGAAGAUAAAACAGAAACAGACCGGCAAAAAAUAGUGAGAGAGAGAGAGAGAGAGAGAGGAGUGAAAAGGAAAAAUGGAUGGUAGAGGAGGUUGCUGCAUAGCUAGAUACGGUGGAGGAGGAGGUGAAGGUAGCGCUGGUUAUGAUAUGUCAACAAUAGAUCGUAUAAUGCUAAAAUUCCGGCCGAUCGCGCCUAAACCGGCAAACACCUUUUCAUCUUCACCAGAGAUAGAUGAGGUUGGUUCCAGGUCAAGCAGAGGCAAGAGAAGAUGCAACAAAACAAACGGUAACAAUACCAACAAUAAGAGGUGUAAAAAUGGUAACAAUAAUAGGAAAAAAAAGGUUCUGAGCGAGGAGAAAGUAGGUACGGCGGUGGUGACACUGCCUCUGUUGCCGGAGACACCUGACUUACUAUCACCAAAGCAAGGAAAGAGCGGGCCUACAUGGCUUAGUUUUGGCAGCAAUAAUGGAAAUGGUACUCAUCAUGGUACGAUGUUGUUUGGCAUGUCAGUAGAUCACCAGAACGUGGUGACCCAUCCUCAGAUCAUGAGAGUGGUUAUGGGAUCAUGCGUAACGGUGGAAUGUAUAACGGACACGUGGGUGAAUUUGGACGGAUUAGGGCGUACAGAUGAAGAAAAGAGGAUGAAUCUGGAGAGAGAUACGUGUCCUGGGUUUAUAUCAGAUGGUUUUGGAAGGGUGACGUGGACGAACGAAGCGUACAAGAAGAUGGCGGGCCAGGGAGAGGAUUGGAGAAGAGGUGAGGUGGUGGUGUGGUUGGUGAUGAAAGACAAAGUCACGGUGAUGGAGGCGGAGAGGGUAGGGAAUAACAGAGCGUGGACGUGUAAGGUGAGGGUGCAAAAUCAGAGCACGUGUAGGAAUGUUAAAGAGAGGAGAUCGAUAACAGUACCUUGUGACGUGUGGAGAAUGGAUAGCGGUGGGUUUGCAUGGAGAUUAGACGUCAAAGCUGCACUCUCUUUGGGCUGGUAAUUAGUUAUUAAUAGCAAAAAAAAAAAAAACAAGACGACGCCAUCUUUAUAUUUAUCUAAUCUAUCUCUCUUCAUGAUAUAUAUGUGAUGGUGUUGGUAGUUUAUUUAGCUAUGCCACUAGUCUUUCAAGAUAGCCAGAUCAUGUAACCUCACCAAAAAAAAAAAAAAACUGUGAAUAGUCUUGGUGCCCAUCUUCUUCAAGUUUGUUUUUCCGACUUUUACUGUUCAUUCAAGUUCCUCGCUAUCUCUCUCUCCCUAGGUGUGGUGUUUUAAUCUGUGUUUAGUUAGGGGCAUAAGAUGCAUUUGUUGAAAGAUUUUAAGAAAGGGCGAGUCCGAUUUGUAGCCGGGUGAGGGAAAAAACGCUGCCAAUUCAUGGUUUAUUGUUCGAGAGCUUUAAUUCUGCAGCAACUUUUGCAUGCUUUCUUUCCAGCUGGAACGUGGACAGUACCGGGACAAUGCUAUUUGAGAAGAAGCUGUUUGCUUUUCUUGCUAGUACAUGAAGUGUUCUUACAUCUUUUAAUUUUAUAAAUUUAUAGGCUGUCUUUUAUGAAUCUCAUGAAAUGUGCAGUUUGCUUUAUGUUGUAUUGUAUUGUUAAUGCUAGUUGCUGACAAACGUAUUCGACUUUGUAAGUUGAUCUUUCAACACUACCAUAUGGGAGUUUACUUCCAUUAUGUUAUCCGUUUAUGCACCUCUCACAAAAUUCUCUUCUUCUUUAGAACUGGUAUUGUAUGUAUCAGGUCGAAAGAAAACCUGAAAAUGGAAGCAUCAAAAACAAAGAAGCGUCCCGAAUCUGAUCAAUAUUUUCUGGAUUUGGAAGUCUUGGGUUAUUAAUUAGCCAUUUUGGUUAAAGUUUCCUUGUACCUGCUGCUGCCAAAAAGUUAUGGGGUCAACUAAAAGCUGUAUCGUUGUUCGUAUUGCUUUCUUCUCUCCAAAUAUUCCUCUUAGGUUUUCAUCAGUUUAACACCUGAUGUACGCAGUUUGGUUUUUAGGUAACAGUCUAGCACUGAUGUAUUGUUUCCAACAAUUAUAUUUACAUAAUUUUGACUGUUGUUGUUAAGCAAUUAUAUAUGACCGAUGACAUAUUUUGAGCACUUUUUA